AUGGGGAGCCUCAGGAACAUUAUGAAUGUCGAAGACGACCACGCCGACUCUCACUCCAUAAGAAGGGACCGAAGGCCAACUUCGAGAACCUCCAUCGAUCAAGAUCUCUCCGUUCCCAUGCCCAGAUAUAGCAUCCCUGUGGAUCUAUCCAGCCAAACAUCUCUUCCUCACAUCAUUCACCCCGCAGCACAACCCCUGGGAUAUAAUAACCAUCCUGGAGGCCGUCGACGCAGCAACACUAGCACUGACUCCAUGGACUCUUCCUAUGGGCAGGGUCAGAACCAUUCAUCAGCAUACUACACCGGAGCGAACAUGAGGCCCAUCAUACCAGGAGGCUCUUCAGGGGAGCACCCUGUCAAGCUGACGCCCAUUACUGGGAGAGUUAGUCGGGCUAAGAAGGGAGUUCCUGUUCAUACGUGUGAUACCUGCCGACCACCAAAGACAUUCACAAGAGCAGAGCACCUAAGACGACAUCAAUUGGGUCAUCAGCCACCCGAGUUAUCUUGCACAGUCUCUGGUUGUAAGAAAGUGUUCCACCGCAAAGACCUAUUGGACCGACACCUUCAAAGGCAUGGCGAACAAGAAGGUAGACUGAAACGAGACUCAUCCCGACGGCGGCGAUCUGGCAGCAGUCCAGCUCGACCUUACAGCAGUUCACCACCAGCACCCUCAAUGCAAGCAGCCUCACCUUAUGUCGCCGCUGCUACAACGCCUGCCUCUAAUAUGGGAGUAGUCGCUGGUCACUGGUCAUCAGUCAACAGAUCGACGCCGCAAGGAAGCGUAAUGCAAUCGCCGCACAUGCGAGAUACACAAAACACAUAUCAGAUGGCAGAUAUCGGUGUGGUCGAUCCCAGCAUGGCCGUACAGAUGCCGAAUUCCAGAGUUGUCUCUGGUUUCAACGAAGCUCCUCCUACUGGACUUAGCGCGCUGAACCCCCCCGUCCCCGAGCUCUGCAUGCCUGAAACUACUUCACCAAGCAUCACCUGGACGGAUAGCUCGGGCAUUCCAUCAACUGCUCCAGGAAGUGCUUACUCGACCCCUGCACCUGGCAGCUCCAAGUUUCAACAUUCGACUGGUCGAGCUCACAACGCUGAAUGGACAGGGCAAAUUCCAUCAUAUACCACAUCUCCAAGCCCCGUCAUCACCGAUGGCAGCUACGCCAUGCCUUUUGCUUACGCUACUACCCCUCCGCAAGUUUAUGCCUCAGUCUAUGGGGAUAACAUAGGGACUCCCUUUCAUACCUAUGAACACGCCCCAAAUCUUUACAGCCCACAUCAAAUGCUCGACACUUCAGUCCGCAGCAUGAGCCCGCCACAGCUGAUCGUGGGCCAGUCAAGUGAGACUCUGAUCGCAGCGCCGUCUGCGCUACCUGUGGACCGCAUGAUGUAUCCUCGCAAUAGCGGCCGCGAGCCUGUAGAUGCUCUUGGCCUAUAUACGUUGAUGCCAGCGCCUACAGUUUUAAGUCAGCAAAUUCGAGACAUGAUUCCAACUUACAUCGAGGUAUACUGGGAUAAAGUGCAUUCCCAGCAUCCAAUAAUCCACAGACCAACAUUUGAAAAUACUACGAAUGUACCCGAAGAUCAACUCGAGAUACUCAAGUGCGCCAUGGCCGCUGUCGCCACUCAAUUCCUCGAGCAUGUAGAACAUCGCUCCAAUGGACACCAGCUGCAUACCUAUGCAAUGGACAAGGCAAAGAUGUACACCGACUCUGGAGCUCCAGAAUGGCCGGUUGUGCAAGCUACAAUUCUAGGCGAAUAUUAUGCUGUCUUCCGAGGAAGGAACAAGAAGGCAUAUCAAAAAUCGCCUCGCUUUGAGGCACUCUACCAAAUGGUCAUCAACUCACAAACCACCUACCCAUCGAACAUAGAAUCGUGCGACGCUUCCCAACAAUGGAACAUUUGGGUUCAUGUGGAAUCAAGGAGACGCCUAUUGGCUGCCUGUUUCCUUCUUGACGUCCAUGCGUCGUCCUAUUUGGAACAACCUCGUGCUGCGAUUAUUGGCCUGGACUAUACAGACCCUGCGACUCUUCCAGUGCCGCUGUCAAUGGGCACGCUACAUCUAUGGGACGCACAAAAUUACGAAGAAUGGAGUCGUAUGAGCCAAGCAGCUAUGCCAGAGACUAUUGGAGCGACGAGUCUUGAGCAUAUCUCUGCUGCUAAUAUUGCAUCGAUCCCUGCCUUUGAUGCAUCGCUGUUUUUGCUCGCAUUCGUUCUGCAGCUCCCACAACGACAAUCUCUUACAAAGAUUGAUCUUUUGGACAAUGCUUCAAGUAUUAGCAUGAGUCAUUUCAGAAUCAUGAAUCUGUUCCCAGAUUCACCAGUUGCAAUGUCACAUCUUGCCCUUCAUUAUACUCCUCUGCAUACCCUCCUGUCAGUCUCCGGCGACAGCUGGGUUUUCAACAAAAAGGUGCUCCAAGCCACCGACUUCAUGGAGCAUCAGAGAGAACUUGAAAAAUGGCGAGACUCCGGCAGUGCCGCUGUCGCGACCGCAUUUGCCUCUCGAGCACUCAACCUAUUCCUUGGCCUCUCGAGAUAUGCGACCAAGGAUGGAAGCGCCUCCUCCAUACCUCCACGUUUCCAGCGCGCACAGCAAAAGGACAUUUCCGACUUUUGGGGCAUCUAUGUCUGCGCUCUCAUCUGCUGGGCCUUUGGACACAUCGGCAUCAGCCGCACUGAGACAAAGGCGCCAACUCGGAAAGCCGCCAUACAAUGGCUGCUUGACGUUUCGAGUAUGGAGCCGGGCCAGAUCGAGGAAAUGACUGUGCGGGAUAAGCAAGUUGGAUCCGGCGCUGUGAGCCUUGCGCGCGCGGCGCUCGAGAAGGAUUGUCUGGGCGGACGAAAUAUCUUACUUGCCGAUGCUGUCGGUGUUUUGAAGAAACUUGAAGAGGGUGAUAACUAUAGACGAUUUUAG
Molecule: messenger RNA, 2910 nt
Organism: Trichoderma asperellum CBS 433.97
Lineage: Eukaryota; Fungi; Ascomycota; Sordariomycetes; Hypocreales; Hypocreaceae
Biological process (GO): DNA-templated transcription; regulation of transcription by RNA polymerase II
Cellular component (GO): chromatin
Molecular function (GO): DNA-binding transcription factor activity, RNA polymerase II-specific; RNA polymerase II cis-regulatory region sequence-specific DNA binding; zinc ion binding
Source: RefSeq, a predicted model, not a curated record